ACAGCAGUUUUAUCAUGCCACUUUUCAGAUAGGGUAUAUUUGCCAACUGAGCCAGGGUCAGUUGUAAUUUUCAUACUAGCCGUUAAAAUGAUUAGACUAUUAUCUCAGCAGGCUGUGACACCUCUUUACCUAUUUUAUCACUCCCAUUGCUAGUUUUCUACAGUGUAACCAUAACUCAGAAGAUGGGCGGCUGUAGCUCUCAGAGCUGCCACCGCUGUUUCUUUGAAUAUGAAACUGAAAGAAUGAUUGUGGUGAAGAGCAAAGUAGUGGGAUCCGUCUUCAGAUUAAUCCAGUUUCUGAUCCUCUUUUAUGUAAUUGGGUAUGUCUGUGUGGUGCAAAAGUCCUACCAGGAAACAGACUCAGUGAUCAGUUCUGUCACAACCAAGGUGAAGGGCACUGGCUUCACCAACACCUCUGAUCUGGGUGCCCGUGUGUGGGACGUGGCUGAUUACAACAUCCCCCCUCAGGGUGAGAGUUCUUUCUUUGUGUUGACCAACAUGAUUGUCACCCCCAAUCAAACUCAAUCGACCUGUCCCGAGCUCCCAAACCAAUCCACCAUUUGCAUGUCAGACAGUGACUGCUUAGAGGGAUCCAAUGAUGUUCGUGGAAACGGUAUCCAGACAGGGCUAUGCAUGAACUACUCAGAGACUGUCAAAACAUGUGAAGUGCUAUCUUGGUGUCCUCUUGAAAUAGACAUCAACUUACCCGAACAUGCACUGCUGGUUGCAGCAGAGGACUUCACGGUGCUAAUCAAAAACAGUGUGACAUACCCCAAAUUCAACUUUCACAAAAGAAACAUUUUGCCUGAUGUUAACUCCUCAUAUCUGAAGCAAUGUGAAUUCAAUCGCAAAACAGACCCUGACUGUCCCAUCUUCCGCCUUAAAGACAUGGUCUCUGAAGCUGAGGAGGACUUUCAGACCAUGGCAAUCAGGGGUGGUGUUCUUGGGAUUAUGAUUGACUGGAGCUGUGACCUGGACUGGCCUGAACAUUACUGUGGCCCUAAGUACUCCUUCCGCAGGCUAGACAACAAAAUCCCUGAAAACAAUGUGGCCCCUGGAUACAACUUUAGGUUUGCCAAGUACUACAAAACCACAGAUGGUCGGGAAACAAGAACCUUGAUCAAAGCAUAUGGAAUCCGAUUUGAUGUCAUUGUAUUUGGAACGGCAGGUAAAUUCAACAUGGUUCCGACCAUAGUGAAUGUAGGUGCAGCGCUUACGUUUCUCUCUUUGGUGAAUGCAGUUUGUAACUGGUUUCUCCUGACAUGCACAAAGAAAAGAGAUUACUACAGCAAACACAAAUUCACAUAUCUGGAUAACACUGAUGACAAUGCUGGUGAACCUCUGGGAGAAACAACGUAUGGGACCCGGUAGAUCCUGCACAGAGAAGUGGUCAUUUCACAUUGUGGGGGAAUGUUGAAGCCAUCUUCUUUUGUCCAGACCUCUAGCCAUCUCCAGCCCCUGCCCCCUAAACAUCAUACA
Salvelinus sp. IW2-2015 is the source of this 1478-nucleotide messenger RNA. It is a transcript of the gene p2rx4b, whose product is annotated as purinergic receptor P2X, ligand-gated ion channel, 4b. The transcript is spliced from 12 exons. Gene Ontology annotation, biological process: response to ATP; calcium ion transmembrane transport. The record is from RefSeq and is a predicted model, not a curated record. Gene Ontology annotation, cellular component: plasma membrane; nuclear inner membrane. Bases 183 to 1370 code for a protein of 395 amino acids. NCBI's taxonomy places the organism in Eukaryota, Metazoa, Chordata, Actinopteri, Salmoniformes, Salmonidae. Gene Ontology annotation, molecular function: ATP binding; extracellularly ATP-gated monoatomic cation channel activity; purinergic nucleotide receptor activity.